Molecule: messenger RNA, 775 nt
Organism: Amphibalanus amphitrite
Lineage: Eukaryota; Metazoa; Arthropoda; Thecostraca; Balanomorpha; Balanidae
Exons: 3
Source: RefSeq, a predicted model, not a curated record
AGUGGCGCUGGGCGGGCCGGCUGUGACCACACUGUGCCGCAACACGUAGACAGAGACAGAGACCGAGAGACGGAGGGACGGAGACGGAGAGACGGAGAGCGGGAGAAAAGGGGCGUGUAGUGAGUGUGUAACGUGUAAACCUGGAACUGGUAGAGGCAAACCGGGAAACAUAAAUCGAGAAGAAAAUGGUGUGAAAGGCAGAAAGCUGAUUGCGUGGGUAUAAGAGCAAUAAAAAAGAGAAUAACACGCGCCAACAAGAAAUAAUAGACAGCAAACGUGCGCUGAGUGGGAAACGAAGCGAAGAACCAAAAGUCGAAUGAGUGGAAAGAGGCGUUUGACGUUGAUCGCGCGCAGACAGGAGUAAAAGGUGGCGAAGAGAGGCGGCGCCCAGGCAUGAAAAAGGUGGAGCGGCACACUGCGUGGUGCCAGGAGGCCUGAUGUCACAGCAGCCGGUGCCGCGCUCGGCGGCGGUGGGGCCUCUGCAGAGGCCGGCUUCGGGCGCCCCGCCGGUCCACACCCACACAUACACGCGCGGGAAGUCACUCAGUCGACGGGGCAAACACCCGCCCGGCCCCGAGUUCUCCAACCGCCACCAGACCAACAAGAUGGUGAAGGAGCUGAGUCACGUGAUCUCCUGUUUCCGCCACCUGACGGUGGGAUUGGGAAGCUCCGGAGACGGCCGGCAACUGCGCGCUGACCUGACCUGUCUGCGCACCCUCAUCACCCAUCUGGUCAAGGUCAUCCGGGUCACGCUGGAGGCGCACACGCAGAAAUG